CCCAGCUCCUGCAUGUACAGAAUGCAGCCGAACAGCUGCCACUUCGGAGUACUUCCUCGCCCUUCAGUGCCCCGCCCAUUAGUGCGGGAGAUCUUGUCUCUCUGCAGAGACCUAUAAGAAAAGAGCCUUUACAAGAGUGCAAAGAGUUAGAGAGCGUUCUAGGCAUUAUAAAGCGAAGGUUUAUCAGCACGCAUGCGCAACUUCGACGCCCCUUAAGUGCGCGCGCAGUCCUUCUGCCAUCAUGGAAAGCGAUUGUCGGCUUCAAGACACGUUUUUUCUGUGAGGCCAGAGCGGACCCAAGGCCCAAAGCCCAGGACAACUUGCCAUUUCUGAAGAACUCUGGAAUAGAAGCUACUCUGUCCCCUCUUGUUGAUUCUUCCUGUCUCUACCCAACUGACAGCUUGGGGAAAAUCGGGACUCUGCCUGAGGAUUUUCUCCCCCAAAAGGGGAGCAUUAAAGAGGAAGGAAUGUCCUCUGUAUUCCUGACAGCUGGAUCCCAGGAAUCUGUGACAUUCAAGGACGUGGCUGUGGACUUCACCUGGGAGGAAUGGGAGGAACUAGAUGUUGAUCAAAGAGACCUUUACAAAGAUGUAAUGUUGGAAAACUACAGGAAUAUAAUCUCACUAGGAACUCAAGUUUCUAAACCAGAAGUGAUCUUCUUGUUAGAACAAGGGAAAGAGCCCUGGAUGGUGAAGAGAGAAAUCCCAAGAGUCAUUUGUCCAGGAGAAAGAUAUCAUAAAUGUGAUACAUGUGAAAAAAAUUUCAAACAUAUUUCUCGUCUAAUUAAACACCAGAGAACUUGUACAGAGAAGAAAUACACUGAAAUUAAUGGCUAUGAAAAAUCAUUUUUACAGCAGACCCACCAUGCCCUAAAUCAGAACAUUUAUACUGGAGAGAAACCUCAUAAAUGUAAUGAAUGUGGGAAAGCCUUUAACAGAACUGCACAUCUUAAAUUACAUCAGAGAAUUCAUACUGGAGAAAAACCCUAUCAAUGCAAUGAAUGUGGAAAGACUUUCAACCAGAAUGCACACCUUACUCAGCAUCGGAAAGUUCAUAUUAGAGGUGAUCCCUAUACAUGUAGUGAGUGUAAGAAAACUUUCCGUCACCCUUCAUCCCUUGUUCAACAUCAACGAAUUCACACUGGAGAGAGACCUUAUAAAUGUUAUGAAUGUGGACUAACUUUCAGGUUAUAUGUAUAUCUUACGUUACAUCAGAGAAUCCAUACUGGAGAAAAACCCUAUAAAUGUAAUGAAUGUGGGAGAACAUUUAGGUUGCGUUCAAUCCUCAAUCAACAUCAGAAAAUUCAUACUGGAGAAAAACCCCAUAAGUGUAAUGAAUGUGGAAAAGCCUUUAGUAGAAUUUCAUUCCUUACUGGACAUCAGAGGAUUCAUACUGGAGAGAAUCCAUAUGUUUGUAAAGAAUGUGGGAAGGCCUUCAAACAGAGAUCAUCACUCAACCAACAUCGGAGAAUCCAUACUGGAGAGAGGCCCUAUAAAUGUAAUAUCUGUGGAAGAGCUUUCACUGGUCGGACACAAUUUAAACAGCAUUACAGAAGGCACACUGGAGAGAGACCCUAUAAAUGUAAUGAAUGUGGGAAAGCCUUCAGUGGAACUCCAUUCCUCAAAAGACACCAGAAACUUCAUACUGGAGAGAGACCUUAUAAAUGUGAUAAAUGUGAAAAAACUUAUAGGCUGGAAGAAAAUCUUGUGCAACAUCAGAGAAUCCAUUCUAAAGUGAAACCUUACAAAUGUAUUGAGUGUGGGAAAGCCUUUGCCUAUAGAACAUGCCUUACUCGACAUGAAAGGAUACAUAAUAAAGACAAAUCCUAUGAAUCUGGGAAAACUCCCGGUCAAAUUUCAUACCUUACCCCAAGUCAGAGAAAUACUAGAAAGAAAUCUUUUCAGUGUACCGAAUGUGGAAAAGCUUUCAGUUAUAGUGCGGCCUACAUUAGACAUCAAAAACGGCACAGUGGAGAAUAGCCAUGUGAACAAAGGAAAAAGAGCUUUUACAAAAAAGUCCUUUUUACGAUUUCAUUUCUCAUUUCUCUCUUUUAUACAUUUUGGCUACUAUCCAGAAGCUUCCAGAUUGAGUGUAUCUGAAAUAUGUGCUAUUCUACAGAGGAAAAUGAUAAACAGAUAUUUGAGGCAUUAUUAAAAAAACAAAACUACUAAAACAAAUAAAUGUCAUUCCUUUAAGAAAACAAUGUAAUUUAAUAAGAACCUUUGAGAACAAUGGAAAUGAGCAAAUAUAAUUUUCACAUCUGAGUCAUGAUCAUUGAAAAACUGUGAUAUAAACAAAAAUAUAAGCCAAAUUUUUUGUUCACAUAGGUAUAAUACAAAUUGGAAAUUACAUUUCUGACAAAACUGAUCUGAACUUUUUAUAGAAGUAACAGAUUUUAUUUAAUGAGCUAUAUGUAAUACAUCUUACCAAAUCCAAGCUAAACUAUAUAAAUUGAUAAAACACUAACAAACUAAAGAAAAUUUUGAAUUUGGGGAGUGAAUUGAUUAUUGGAUCAAUUUAUCCCUCUUUUGAGGUAAAAGGAAAAACUUGAAUUUUAUGUGAUAAUUAUUUUAUAAUCUCUUUGAGGUAGGGACAAUAUUAUUUUUAGCCAUAUUGUUACAUAAAAAUAAUUGGGAGUCAUAUUUUGUUGGCCGAGAAUGAACUGCAAAUUGUAAGCCGAUGAAUGAACUUGUAUCAUUGUGCUCAUCUUGGUGAGCUCAAAUUAAUUGGCACCUUUCUUGAAGGAUAGACUUCAUUCUCUUCUGUAAACUAAAGAAAAUGUUUUUUAGGGAGGAAAUAUCCAGGUCUGUAGAAGUCAUGGGCUAAGCCAGGCAGAGGAAUCUUUAUUUAAAGUUUAGAUAACAUCUAGUAUCUAGCUUAGUCUAGUGUGACUAAGUAGUACUCUUUCAUAGUUAUACUUGCAUAUUGUUUCCAAGUGUGCAUACAUACCCAUUUCUUAGCAAACACAAAACACUGAAAAGAUGGUGGUGUGAAAGGGCUGAGAUAUAUGUCACCUUUUCAUUAGACUCAGGAAUUUAUGGUUAAUUUUAGGAGUGCAAGUAAAUAUGGCAGAAUAAGAUGGAUUUCAUUCCCUUUGGUGAUAUUAACAGCAAAAGAAAAGUUUCAAAUAGCAGAAUAAAUUGAAUUUAAGUUUUAACAGUGAGCAGUCACAGUAAGAAUGCUUUCUAAAAGCUAGUAUAGCUAAACACGCAUUGUUCACCACUAAGAGAUUGCUACUUGAUGAACUUUCUGGCCUUGGCAAUCCAUGAAACAAAAAUGAAGGGUGACCUCUACUAUAGUGAUGGUGGAAGAAUGUGGGAAAAGAGGAAAGAAUACUAAAAAUCACAAAUUUUAAGCAUCAAUAAAUUUAACUUGGCCGUGGACAUUCUAAAUGUGAGUCAUUUUUAUGAUAACUAAUGAGUAAACAUUUACAGAAGGAACUUAGUUUUGUUGGUGUUGACAUGACCAGUAUAAAAAAUUUCAGUGAAAUAAAAGAAUGAUUUUCAAGUCUUCCUUGAGAGGAAAUUAGAGAAA
This is a messenger RNA of Antechinus flavipes (yellow-footed antechinus), 3534 nucleotides long. Its product is annotated as zinc finger protein 501-like. NCBI's taxonomy places the organism in Eukaryota, Metazoa, Chordata, Mammalia, Dasyuromorphia, Dasyuridae. The record is from RefSeq and is a predicted model, not a curated record. The transcript has 6 exons. Gene Ontology annotation, biological process: regulation of DNA-templated transcription. Bases 468 to 1979 code for a protein of 503 amino acids.